Benincasa hispida (wax gourd) is the source of this 384-nucleotide messenger RNA. RefSeq lists its product as uncharacterized. The record is from RefSeq and is a predicted model, not a curated record. Lineage: Eukaryota; Viridiplantae; Streptophyta; Magnoliopsida; Cucurbitales; Cucurbitaceae.
AUGAAGGGUGUUCUGAGAUUCGAAAAGAAGGGUAAGCUAAGUCUGUGUUUUGUAGGGCCAUUCGAGAUCUUGGAGCGAGUCGGCCCUGUGGCUUACCGUUUGGCUUUACCAUCGUCUCUCUUCGGGGUCCAUAAUGUUUUUCAUGUCUCAAUGCUAAGGAAGUAUUUAACGGACCCGUCUCAUGUGGUGGACUUUGAGCCCUUGCAACUGAAUGAAAACUUAAGUAACGAAGAGAAACCUACGCAAAUUGUGGCCAAGAAGGUGAAAGUUUUGCGCAACAGGGAGGUGCCACUGGUGAAGGUGUUAUGGAAGAACCAUCAGUUUGAGGAAGCAACUUGGGAGCGAGAGGACGAGAAGAGAACACUACAUCCAGAGCUCUUCUAG